AUGGUUUUCCCCGUGAAUUUAACUCAUCUCAGUGAGAUCAAGGAGCAGUACAACCUUUCGAACCAUGCAACUUACAACGAGGCUCAUAUCGACGGUCAGGUGGAGUCGCGCUCACCGGACGAGGAGUUUCAAACCGACGGUCAGUUGUCGACCCACUCAUUGGACGAAGGGUCGCUGGUUGAAUCCCGGCUAGCGUGCGGCGACGCAGUGGCAGCGGAAGUCGCGGAGGAGAUACUGAAGGAUGAGGUGGUUCGCCGGCUCGACCGGCUGGGAAACGUGAGCGACUCGGCACAUUACUUGCAGCGCACGUUUCUCAGCGACGCGUCGUUGCGCGCCGCGGCGCUCGUCAGCGAUUGGAUGGAGGAGGCCGGCAUGUACACGUGGAUGGACGCGGUUGGCAACGUGCACGGCCGUGUCGACGGGUCGCAUCCCGACGCGCCUGUGCUGCUGCUCGGCUCGCAUCUGGACACGGUCGUUGACGCUGGUCGGUUCGACGGGGCAUUGGGCGUAGUCACAGCCGUCGCCGCAGUAAAGCUCUUCCUCACAGCGUGCGGGGCUGCGGCGCUGCCUCGCCCCGUGGAGAUCAUCGCGUUCAGCGACGAGGAGGGCAUGCGAUUUCAGUCAACGUUCCUGGGGAGCAGGGCCAUUGCUGGGACUAUUUCUCCGGCCAUGCUGCAGAUGAAGGACAGCAAAACAUCCGCAGCAGGAAAACGAGCAGCAGCAGCAGCACCAGCAACAGCAGCAGACGGGCCAGCAGACGUGCGUACAGCUCGCUACCUCCCUGAGAGCGUAUGGGGCUACGUGGAAGCACACUUAGAGCAAGGCCCGGUGUUGGAAUCCCUAGAGCAGCCUCUGGGGGUGGUGCUGGGGAUAGCAGGGCAGACGCGGGCGGAGGUGACAGUAGAGGGCGAGCAGGGGCACGCGGGGACUGUGCCUAUGCGGCUUAGGAGGGACGCUGUGGCUGGCGCUGCUGCUGCUGUUGUGGCUGUGGAGUCUGUUUGCCUGGGGAUAUUGAGAGAGGAAGAGGAGGAGGAAGGGUUGGGAGGGAGAGACUGGAGUGGUGGUAACAGCAGCAGCAGCAGCAGUGGGAGUGAGGGAGGGAGCGGGGCAGGCAGUGGGCUGGUGUGCACGGUGGGGAAGGUGGUGGCAUGGCCGGGGGAGAGCAACGUGAUAGCAGGGAGCGUGGCGUUCACUCUGGACGUGCGGGCGCGGAGCAACGGUGUGAGGCUCGCUGCUGUGGCGGGGAUCGAGAGGGAGAUAGGGCGCAUCUGCAGUGACCGAGGGCUGUCAUGCCGGUUUGCAGUGAAGCAUCAAGCUGACACAGUGGACUGCUCGCCUCCCCUCGUCUCCAUGCUACACCAGGCAGCAGUUACUGCCCUCACUGCUACUACACACCACACCAUUCUCAGUAGCGCCCUCGCUGCCUCGCACCAAACCCGAAUAGCCGCUGCUGUUGUUGGUACUGAUACUGCUCCUGCGCAUGAUGCUGCUGUUGCAUCUGACGCUGCUGGGUUCCAGGGAGCCACAGCUGGCAGCAGCAGUGGCAGCAAGAACACGUGUGAAGCGGCAUAUGGGUGCAGGAAGCACGAGGGUGGGGAGCAAGGGCAGAGAGAGCAACAAGAAGAGCAAGGGGGGCAAGGGCAGCACGUUCCUCGGCUUGUGAGCGGCGCAGGACAUGAUGCCAUGGCAAUGGCAGAUCUCACCCAGGUUGCGAUGCUAUUCGUGCGAUGUCGAGGGGGUGUGAGUCAUCGCCCGGAUGAGUUUGUAAACCCACACGACCUCCACAUGGCGUCUACUGCUAUCUUUAGAUUGCUUAUAUUAAUGCCUUAA
Closterium sp. NIES-65 is the source of this 1830-nucleotide messenger RNA. The record is from the annotation of a GenBank genome assembly. Lineage: Eukaryota; Viridiplantae; Streptophyta; Zygnematophyceae; Desmidiales; Closteriaceae.